Synchiropus splendidus (mandarinfish) is the source of this 6409-nucleotide messenger RNA. RefSeq names its product ephrin-A2a (gene efna2a). The coding region runs from base 517 to 1143 and encodes 208 amino acids. Gene Ontology annotation, cellular component: plasma membrane. Lineage: Eukaryota; Metazoa; Chordata; Actinopteri; Syngnathiformes; Callionymidae. Gene Ontology annotation, biological process: axon guidance; ephrin receptor signaling pathway; osteoclast differentiation. The transcript has 4 exons. The record is from RefSeq and is a predicted model, not a curated record. Gene Ontology annotation, molecular function: ephrin receptor binding.
UGGAUGUGGUGGAGCGCGUGCUCGGAUCUUCCAAGCCUGAGGAGUGUUCGCGGCUCCUCGGCUGGUGACGGACGCAACCCUGGACGUGAACUGGAAUAACCCCUCCUGCUGUUGACUCAAGGAUGCUCCUGACUUGAAUCUUGGAAAUGUUGGAACAUGCGCAGAUGUGAGUCCACAGCAGCGCUCGCUCCUGUUUCCUCCCAUCGCCGCUAAUCAAACGUCUUGGGAAGAAAUCUGAUGCAGCCGGUGGAGAAGCGCGUCUCAGCCAAGCGGCGCAUCUCCGCUCUCUGCGCGUAAUGGGAGAAAAGUUUGGAGGCUUCCAGAGGAGACGCAGCAUCCCGCCGUCCUAGACCCCCCCCCCCCUGCCACAGCUCCAUGUCCCCAGAUCAGAGUCCAGUUCCACGGAUCCAGCAUGACUUGAGACAAAGCCUCGAUCGGAGCCAGAGAUUCGCCAACUAGAGAGGAUCCGAACCGCCCGAGUCCGACACCGAACUAGAGGAAGAUCGAGCUCUCUGGAUGUCUACGAUGCUGCACCCGGUCCGGCACAAGUGUGUGAUGGAAAUUCUGGUGCUGAGCGUCUUGUCGUGGGUGUCCGUUUGGGCCGAGGAGAAGAUCAUCUUCGACAGACACGCCGUGUACUGGAACAGCUCCAACCCCAAAUUCUGGCACGGGGAGUACAGGGUGGCAGUCAACAUCAACGACUAUCUGGACAUCUACUGUCCUUUCUACGACGGUCCGCCGUCUCACGGGCGCAUGGAGCGCUACAUCCUGUUCAUGGUCAACCAUGAGGGGUACACUUCCUGUCAGCACCGGAUGCGAGGCUUCAAGCGCUGGGAGUGCAACCGUCCCAGCGGUCCAGACGGACCCCUGCGCUUCUCAGAGAAGUUUCAGCUCUUCACUCCCUUUUCUCUGGGCUUCGAGUUCAGGCCGGGACACGAGUACUACUACAUCUCGUCGCCUCAUCCGAACCAUGUGGGCCGGGCAUGUCUAAAGCUAAAGGUGUACGUCAGACCUCCAGAUGGAUCAGGAUACGACUCUCCCGAGCCCUUCCUGACUGAUGGCGAUCCAAGUUGGAGGCCAGGGCCCAUGUGGUGGUUAGGUGCCCUCGCUUCCGUGUACGUUGGACUCAUCUGCUGGCUGUGACCCCUCGACCCCUCUUCCUGGAGCUCCCGCACUGGGUCGCUGGGCCGGGCUGGCUCUCCCUCUAACUCCAUCACCCCUCAGGGAAGUGCACUGUCUCUGUCCUACACCUCUAAAUGACCACGACCACCCUGACCGCCAGCCUCCCUCCCUCCCACUGAUCAACCACGGAUACACUUCCCACGCUUGAAUGAGAUCUGUGGGUCUGGAGCUGCCUUCCAUCUCUGAUCUCCAGAGGACGGGACGCGUUGAGGAACACCAGGGAAAUGUCUCUGCACUUGCAUCAGUGGAUCCCUUUUGAUUCGUACAUUGACUUCAUAAAGACUGGUGGAGUAGACGUAGCCAUGGCUUUGAUGGAUCUUCGGGUGUGAGUCCUGUCAUCCUGUCACGGCAGGAUGCGCUCAGUGAUAGGACUGGAUGCACAAAAAUUGGGUUUUCCCUCCUUCCUCACAUUCCUUUCCCAUUUUCAAAGUCAAAGCGGGAAAGUGGCCAAGCUUGCUUUGUAAUUGAAUUGUAUACAACUUGGGCAAACUCCAGCACAUUGGCAAAGGAAGGCAAUCGGCAAAGGACAAUAGCAGUUUGGCCCGGAGUGAAAAUGAAACACAGGAAACCACCUGUUUAAAUAACAAAACCUCUGCGGAAAGGUGCUCCGAUAUUUGGCUCUUCCAAACCUGCUGUGUUCGGGCAGCAGUGAGGCAGCAAGUGUAAAACGCCUUGUAUCGUUUCAUAAUGCACAAAACACUGCCACCGUUUUAGCGCUAGAACAAUGCAAAAUAUUUUGUCUUCAUGGUGUAAUAAACCCUUAACUACUGUAUAGUAAACAGCGUAAAAUAUCACCAGAAAUGAAUUAGCUACCCUUAAAAAUGCCGCAGGAGGUUCAAACAAAGUUGUGUACUCCAGUUACGCGUGGGAGUAGAUUUGCCUUGUUCACAGUUCAGUGGAAUGUAGCGUGCUUGAUUUUACGGAUCUUUUAUUCGGGUCAGCUGGAACGUGUUUGUGUUUUCAUGGUCGCAACACAUAGGUCUUAAUGAGAGACCGCUGCUCUCUAUUGACCUGAACCUCAUGUGCAGUGCAGUAUCUCGGCCAAUUAGACGAUAAAAACCCAGUCGGAGGUCGGCACAGGUCAAGUUUGAGGUACACAGAUGGGUUCUGCAGUCCAGUCUAUUGGUCAAGAAGUGGCUCCACUGCCCUGGAAACUGAAAUAUGUAACACACAGGGAGACAAUCUUAGUACAGAUAGUCAUGUUCUUGCAUGUUAACCGGAGACUUUUGCAGCCAGAAACCUUCAAUUGUCCUCCAUCUUUGGUUCAGGAUGAACAAAACCUGAAUUAUAGAGCAUCUUUUAAUAAGCCUGCGUAGCUCAAAGUGCGAUAUGUGAUAACAUUAACUUCAAAAGGGGAGGUGCGUAUUAAGGGGCCGUCCACGUCUCAUAGCUCCAGGUCAGGUGGCCAUCACUAGAGUUCAAAGUUGGAUUUUGGCCCGAGAAUCGAAAAAGUCAUGAUUAUUUAUUCACAAAUAAAUAAGUAGGGUUUAAAUAAAAAAAAUAUGUUUCUGUUCUCACCCUGGUUACCAUUAAAAGACAGAUGUCACUUACUAAGCUAUUAAAUCAUAGAAAUAUAUCAAUUUAUGAUUUCAUAGCAGUUUAAUGGUAUAAGAAUAUUUGCCACAAGAAGCCACAUUUUUCAAUUUGAAUGAAUUUGGUAUAUUACUGAAUCAAAUGAUGGACCCAUACAUACAUUUAAACAACAAAACAUUGUUUAUUUUGCAUCACUGGCACAAUAAAUCACAAUGGUGGCUAUAUUCAAGUUUUUAUAUCACCUUAUUUAAACUAAAGCUCUUUUAAUGUCUUGAAAAUAUUUGUAUAAGAAUUUCAAUUCUAUAAGAAUUUCAAGUACAUUCAGAGUAGUGCAAACCCUGGCCAUUGUGUAGCAAAAAACAUCAAUAAAAGCAAACAAUAAAAGCAAACAAAAGCAAUCUGGUUGCUUUUGUUCAGGGAUUCCUCCAUGUUUGUUGUUGUUGUUAUCAUCCUAGCUGCCACGUGUCUUGUGCAUCAAUGUUAAAUUAUGUUACAUUAAAUUAAAACGAUUAAAUAUGAUUAUAUAUAUAUAUAUAUAUAUAUAUAAAUGUUUCAUUUUUUAUAAAGUUCUCACGCACUGUUCUGGAAUAGAGAGCUAAUUUUUCAGGUGCAACAGUCUGGAAAUUCACAUUUGAAUGCAGCCACCGAUCUUUUUAAUGAGUCAUAAAAAAAUAAAUAAUAAAUACAUGCAGCAAUCUUUCAUUUUCUCAUUUCAAAUUUGCCUUCAUUACAUUCCUAAAUUGGCAAAUGAUGCAAUGCUUUUCCCUCCGGAAGACAGAUAUUUGUUAUGGAGGGAAAAAUUCAAUCAAAUACACACAUAAGUAGUUCCAUUUUUUUUAUGCAGAUGAAUUGCAAAAUGGGUUUUUAUUUUUUUUAAUUCAAGAGGGAAGGUUUUUAAAACCAUCCAAGUUUAGCUAAACUGCACAAAUUUAGCAGUCAUCAUUGGAGAAGAGUGGGACUCUGAGGACGGGCCAUUUGUUUGGUUUGGUUUGAUGUUUGAAUAUGCAGAUUGGAAUCAGGAAUUUUACAUGUUGUUUUGCGACCUGUGAGACGUGUUUCAAUUGAGAUGUGUUUAUGCUUUUCAUGAUUCAUCACUGGAAAUGACUAAAAGACUAGGCGCACUCGGAGAGUGCAGACCUGGACCUGACUAGUAAUCCACACUGAAAGACAGAAUACAAACACAUCUGAAGUCUGUGGUCUAGUUGAAGAGAUUCAAAUGUCACAUGGGAUAUGUUGCCCUCCUCACCAAAUUUCGGAAUACUUGUCCGACAUUGGAUCAAAUAUCACACAAAUACAGAACCUGGAAAAACUGUGUUUAUCUCAAACUGAAAGAAGCGGUGGUCUACGAGAUACAAACGGUGGACCAGGAUCCACCAGAAAGUUGAUCCAUUUCAUCCUAAUCCGAUUUCUAAAAAUGCCAUUGAAGUCUGUCCAUCAGUUUUUCUUCCAAAAUGUGGGUUUUUGAUCACCAAAGUGACUCAAGUUUUAUAAAAAAUGUAGGCCACUCUGCUGGUGGGGGCGGAGCUAGGGUCAGUGGAAAUUCAACAUGGUGGAUGAGAGAGGCUUCACUCCAUUUCACCUCUUUGUCUGGUUGAAUUUUCCCUGUCUAACUAUAAAAACAGUGCUCUGGUUGCUCUAUGUUCAGAUUCUUCAGCUUGAACCACGUUGCUUGAAAUUCCUAUAGUGUAGCGCCAUAGUACAUCGCACCUCUACACUGACUUCAUGCUUAAAACAGUCGCUUUUGUGACAUGAUGUGAGAGUUGUGUUGCCCAGUGACAAACAUCACUUUGGCGAAACUAACUAAAACAGUAUGUAAAAAGUAAAAAGUAUGUUGUGAGGCGUGAAAAAAGGUGGAUUCAAUGCUGCGUUCAGGACUUCAGUAAACCCCCAUCUUGCAUUUAAAUCACAGGGAAAAGUGCAGUGACUUGAGCCUCACUUUCACCACACUUCUUCUGAAGCUCAAGAUGAUCAAAAACAAACUUAAGUAGCAUUAAAUGAGCAAAACAGUAAGGAGGUUCUUUUCACAUUCAGGUCAAACUGUGGUAGCUGAAGGGUUUAUUACAUGAUUUGGUCAAAAUGUUUCCUGAAUGAUGGCGUCCUCAGUCGUGCUUCAUGAUGUGUUGCAGUUGGUGCCGGGGUGGGAGGGGCUGUGUGGACGUGUUGGUCAGGUAGCACGGUGUAUAUUUUCAGUGUUCUGUCUCAUGUACGUUUCUAAACAAAGCAUUUAUCACGGCCUGGCCCGCCAGGCCUCUGUACCACUGUCUGGUUUGGUCGGGUGACUUUUGACUUUCUCAUGUUUGAAUGUACCACUGGUCACCCACCUCUCGGUCUCUUUCUGGAUUAUUACGACUGUGGUCACUUACUUGUCUCGGACUGGCAGGAUGGUUGGGGGGCGGGGGGGGGGGACAGGCAAGGGUGAGGCGAGGCGACACUCGAGUUGCAUGACCACUGUGAAACCUUCAGAUCAAUCUUGUUUGUAAUGAUGAUAUAUUUUUUCAUGAGGGGAAAUUCUCUCACAGACGUCGGCGGGGGGACGGCCCACCCGCUCUCCUCACACCGUCGGAGGUCCGGCGCUUGAUGGAUUACCUCGGGCCGAGAGAUAAAUGGACCCGACUGGACGUCAGAUCCCGAGCCCGGCUCGCAGAGACAGAGACAGUGUGUGGUGUCGGGGUCGCAUCACCAGAACACGUAGAUGUACACACACACACACACACCAUCUCUUAUUAACAAGACUUUGAGUCAGUGGAGCAUUUAUGGACUUGAAGAAGGAGAAAGAAGGACUUCUCAAGCGUGGGGACGUGAACAUGAGUAAGCACUGUGAACACACACAUGUACAGAGACACACACACAUGCAGACAUACAUGUAGAAAAGCACAUGCAGGUAGAGACAUCCAAACAUGGCAUGCACAUGUUUACACACAAACAAGAGGAAGCACUUCCUUCAUCUUAUUUUUGUAGCAUUUAAAAGUCACUGUUAUCGACUCCUGUGUUGGAUGCAGUGAUGGGGCGUAGCCUGUCGACGUUUUAAAACAAUGUGUCUUCUCUUCUUCUGUCCCACUGAUUCUGUCCAUUCUUCUGGUUCGUGAUCCAUGGUUGGUAGAGGUAGGAUGCCUUCAGGGCCGCGCGUCGUGUAUGAGUUUGUCUCCUUUUCUGUUGGUGGUGGAGGCUGACCUCAGUCGUUACGAGUCAACACAGAACGAGGAGAGAAACACACAAAUAAAGAUUGUCUUUUGUCUACUUGACAACAGUGCGUCCAUGUUUCCAGCCAACAUCCAGCAGGGUCCCGGACGCCUGCGUACACCUCUGCCCAACCUUCUUAUUGAAGAAUACGGUUGAUGAACAAGACUCAAAUGAAUGAAUGAAUGAAUGUGACGUCAGGUCCAGGGACCCCUGCUGAAUUAUUCUGCUGAAGUUUCUCAUCUCUGGCUCCUUCUCUGUUGCUGGUGUGACAGCUCAUCUGAGCUAUUGACAGCACCGAGGCUCAGCGUCCCGAUCGCCUCUCCACACCUGUUACCAUCAAGGCGACUCGCCGGCAGAAGAAAUGGCAAAAUACUUCCAUUCAUAUGAAGAGUUUUCUCUACAUUUAAUGAUGUUUCAGCUUCAAUUUUAAGACUUUUCUUUCCUGCUUUCUCCUUUCUAUUAAUCGCACUUGAGAUCUUGAGGUGAUCUGUAGUAGAACUUCUUAUUAACCAGG